AUGACUGAAGGGAAAAGAAAAAAGAAGCCCCUCAGCAGCAUAACCAUGCUGAAAGAGGACCUUCGAGUAGAGGAGAGGAGCUCCCUGAAAGAUGGUACAGUGUUCUCAAAGUCCCUUGGGAAAGUCAUAAAGAUGAGUAAGCUAUCCGAAGCCCCCAAUUGUGCCCAUGCUGCCAUUUGUUCCAUCUUUACAAGAGAUGAAGAGGAAUUCAUGAACAGCGAUGAACCAGAAGAAGGCACUCCAUACUGUGCAUGCACCCUCCACUCCAACAAACAGGUUAAGACCUUCCAAGGGCAUAAAAUCCUCAGUAAAGCUGAGGAAAUAGUAUCUGAUGAAGAAGAACCCUCUUCAAGUAAGCCAGAAGGUACAACUGAAACCCAGGAUAUUAUAAUUAGCUCACUCCCAGCAGUAGCCGUAAGAGUCUCUCCAGUAGGCUCACCAGAACUUCAGGCCCUAUUCAUGAAAAAAGGCCCCCAGCCCUCUGUCAUUAAAAUGCAAACACCAACAACUCCAUCCCUAUUCUCACCAGCUAACAUAUGUGAAAUCCAAGGCUGCACCAACAUUGCCAGAUACGAAGCUAAGGCUGGUAAUCAACAUUACCAGGGUAUGUCUCGAGCAUGCCACAGACAACAUUAA
Molecule: messenger RNA, 636 nt
Organism: Paraglomus brasilianum
Lineage: Eukaryota; Fungi; Glomeromycota; Glomeromycetes; Paraglomerales; Paraglomeraceae
Source: the annotation of a GenBank genome assembly